Molecule: messenger RNA, 1269 nt
Organism: Cercopithifilaria johnstoni
Lineage: Eukaryota; Metazoa; Nematoda; Chromadorea; Rhabditida; Onchocercidae
Source: the annotation of a GenBank genome assembly
AUGUUGAGAAACGCUCAUAAAUUAGGGUUUGGGAGUCGUGGACCAACGACCACACCAUCUUCAUCAUCUUGCCUCAAUAGUAGACAAGGACAUGAUUAUGCAAGUUUCAAGAAACAGUAUAAGCUUGGAUCUGAAUUAGGACGCGGUGGCUUUGGAACUGUGUAUUCUGGGUUUCGUAUAAUUGAUGGUUUGCCAGUGGCAGUGAAGUACGUGUCAAAGGACAACGUAAUCGGCUGGAAAAAGAGUCCUAGCACUGGUGAGGAGCUGCCUGUGGAGAUAGUCCUUCUAAUGGAAUGUAGAAAUAUAUUGGGUGUUAUCCAAAUGUACGACUGGUUUGAACGAUCAGAUGGAUUCCUGAUCGUAAUGGAGCGGCCGUCACCAUGCCAGGACUUGUUUGAUUAUAUAUCGGAACACGGGGCACUGGAUGAAAAAAUUGCACGGAAUUUUUUCAAACAGGUUGUGGAUACUGUGAAAGCUUGUGUAGAUGUGAAUGUUGUCCAUCGAGACAUUAAGGACGAAAAUCUGGUUGUGGACUUGAAAACUGGGCGCCUGAAAUUGGUGGACUUUGGUUCUGGUGCAUUUAAUGAAACAAAGGGUGAAAAGUCUACUGAUUUUGAAGGGACACGCGUGUACAGUCCGCCGGAAUGGAUCUUGCAUUCCGAAUAUGAUAGCGGUAAGGCAACUGUGUGGUCACUAGGGAUUUUGUUGUAUGAUAUGGUUUGCGGGGACAUUCCAUUCCAUCGCGACGAGGACAUUAUUUAUCGAGGACCGUUAGUUUGGCGACGACAUAUUUCAAAAUGUUGCAAAAAUCUCAUUACGGAAUGUCUGAAAUAUGACCCAAAUGAACGGUGUGAUUUGGAGGAUAUAUGGCGUCAUCCCUGGUUGUCCGAAGGUGACACGUCUCUUCCAUUGUCAAUAUCGGAGUUGAAUUCAGGUCGCUAUAAGUUAGGCAGUGUACCAGCAAAAUUGGUAACACAGGCAGAACAACAUCCAGCUCUGCGUUACGCCAUAGCAAGUGCUGGUGGAAGUGAAUCGCAUUUGAGCACUUUUAUGUACAUGUCGUCACAGAGUGGUUCAACAAUUAUUGGUACCAAAAUGUCAUCGAUAUCCAUGGGAGACCGCAAUCGACAGCAUUCUCCCGGAUACCGAUCUCUCACUAAUAGUUAUCAUGGAAACCUAUCAAUAUCAUCAAGCUGUUCAAGUGUAAGUUCAGGGUAUUGUACCACCUCCUCACCACCAGCAGGAUCACUCAUGUUGGGAAGUUAUUAA